UAUCUAGUCACUCCUUCCCCGCGCUCGCGUCAGGCUCGCGCUAUAUCGAGACCCGCGGUCGGGCGAGGUGCGAAGUGAAGACGGUGGCGAGGACGGACCCGGCGACAAGGAGAAGCGGUGACGAGGCAGCCUGGCCCAGGACGGAGGGGGGCCCACCCCGAGCGCGCGAUGGGCAACGCCCCGGCCAAGGCCGCCUACCCCAAGAGCCUUGCAGGGGCCGGAAACGGUGGCAAAAAGGUGCACUGGAGCAGUCCAGGUCUUCCGCGGCCUCCGGGCAAGCCAAUCCUCGUCCCUGGUACCGAGGAAACGCAACCGGAUGUCGUCAGCAUCAGGUGGGAACGCUCCCCUAGCAACGGGGGUUCUGCUAUCGUUGGGUACAUGGUUGAGCACCGGCGCAUGGGGUCUCCGCACUGGAUCCGAGCUGCCCCGAUUCUCUGCACGUUCCCCGAGCUGACCUUGAGUGGCCUUGAGCCAGGAUGGCGGUACCAGUUUCGCGUCCGUGCCCAAAACGCCCUCGGUCUCUCCGAACCCAGCGAAUUGUCCGACCCUCUCACGGUCACCCUGCAGAGGACGACAACGAGCACCCCGCACUUCGACCUAGAGCUCAAGGACACGGUGGCUCUUGAGAACGAACAGGCAGAGUUCGUCGUGCAGUUCUCGGGCACUCCACUCCCGAAGAUAUCCUGGUUUAAGGACGGCUUCGAAAUAUUCAGUAGCCGGAGGACGCGGAUCGUGACCGAGAACGGGAAGAGUUCACUCCUCAUUCAUCAGACCGCUCUGAACGACGAGGGAGAGAUCAAGUGCACGGCCACCAACAGGGUCGGGCACAUCAGCACCAAAGCGAAGCUUAUUCUGGAAGCACCCCCGAAAAUCAGACUCCCUCGGCAAUACGAAGACGGGCUACUUUUUGAGCAAGACGAAACAAUCAGACUUAAGGUCUCCCUGGCAGGUAGACCUUUGCCAAGUGUCACUUGGCUUCACGACGGUGAGGCAAUUCCACAGGACCAGAGACACGUCGUCGAAGCGAUGGAGGGUGAAUCGGUGCUCAAGAUUCCUGACGCCAAACGGGCUGACCGUGGAGAGUACACGAUCCAAGCGUCGAACAAGCUUGGCGAAGACGUGUCGUCCUUUCUGGUCACCGUCACUGAUCGACCGUCAGCACCGGGUAAAGCGAUGGUCACUAUGACCCUCGGUCGUUCAGUAACGCUUUCUUGGAAGGAACCGGACGAUGACGGGGGAUGUAAAAUAGGGACUUAUAUCGUAGAAUAUUACAGAUUGGGCUGGGACGUCUGGCUGAAAGCGACUACGUGUCGUCAGUUGACAACAACCCUGGGCGAGUUGAUCGAAGGAUCGGAAUAUCGCUUUCGAGUGAAGGCUGAAAACCCUUACGGAGUGAGUGAACCUAGCGAAGAGAGCGAUGUCGUCUUCAUUCCGGACGUGAAGAGAGGGAUCACCGAGCCUCCGUUGAAAGGAAAGUCUCAGAGUCAGCGAGAAAUCAACAAAACGAAAGAAAAGCGUGAGGUGAGUUUUGCCGAGCCGGUUCAGAGGACGCGAAGCUUGACUCGAGAAGAGGCUAACAGGGGAGUCAGGAAUCCGAGUCCCGAAUGGACGUCAACCCAGCAGCUUAGCACCGGGAGAUUGAGUCGGGCGGAUGACCCAGCGUUCGCCAGAAGAGCUGGUUCCAGACCAAAGCCAAAGCCAGACCCACCAUUGAAGGCAAAAAGGUUGUCGAAGCAAGAGAGGAUCGACACCGGGGACAAUUUGACUUUGCCCAAGGACACGGAAACUCUGGCAACUCUUAAUGUCUCCGACAGCCGGGGAAACCUGAAUUUUGGUAAGCAAAAGACUUUGGAACCAAUAUUGGCAAGUCGGCGUUCCCCCUUCAGGGAUUCAAGGUCUCGUUCGGUUUCGAGGGAGAGAAGUCCGUCACCGUUACUGAUGCCGAAGAUACAGGAGUCCCACGAGGAGUUACUGGCCGCAACGCCACACUCAACAUCCUCGAAUCUUGUUUUACAGAAACAAAAGACUGUCGAUAGCCUGCCUGAUACUAGGCCAUUGAACGUCGGUUUGAGGAAACAAAAUACGGUUGACAAUAUUCUAAUGUCGCCCAGUUCGCCAAGAGAAAAUGACGAGAGCAUGCUUCACGGUAGCUCCGAAUUCAUGCUGGUAUUGUACCCUGAUGAAAACAAUCACAUCAGCCAAGAACAAAAUAAUGCUACAAGUAUUAAAGAGGGUCAGCAGAUCAAUAUGGCGGCUGAAGAAGAUGAUCUAGUCCCUCCGCCCCUGUCACUCUCAUUGCCAGAGUUAUUCAGUGCCAGUCAUGAGGUGGUGGAAACUCUUCGGGAGGCCGUGAGUUCAACCGAGCUGCUACACGAGCGCGCGAUGGAGCGUUUUUACCACGCUGUAGCCGUCGAAGAAGCGGAAUUAGCCAAGCGGAAGGCUCAGACGGAGAGGCGCACCGGUGAAUUGGCUGGUCUGACAGGAAAGGCCUCGCAGAAGGGCGAGGUAAAGAUAAGGAUCAACUCUCUGGAAGCCAUCGACGGCAGCUCACCCGAGAGAAGAGCUUCUCUUAGGAGAAAACUGUCCAACUCUGGCGUAACUAGCCAAAUAGCUUGGCAGGCGAAGCGGAAUCGCAGGAGGUCGAGCGAAGGUCAGACCGAAACCCCAGCAACCCUCAGCACCAGACCGAAUGUACUCUUAGACGCUUCUUCAGAUCCCAAUCUACGGACUACGGUAAUCGCAGCUGGUAUGCCAGAUCACAGUGAAAGAUUGCAUCGAUGGGACUCGAAAAACAUGCCAUUGACUGUAGAGAUAUCAGAGGUUCCGGAAACUGAUGUACCCGAAAAGGAAUCCUACAGAAAUAAUAAGGUGGUGGAGGAGGCCGAGGUCCAGAGUGUGGAAACUUCAGAGGAGGAGGAAGACGAGGAGGUGGAAGAGGAGGAGAGCAGUGAUAGCGAAGAUCUGAAAUUACUGAAGGCACGGAUCCUGGCUCAGCCGAUUAUCGAUGAGGAGGAUACGUACCAUCCCAGAGGAAGACCUGUGCAGCACAUCAGUCCUGAUCCACCGCCAGUCCCUCCUCAUACGAUUCCAAUUUUGGACAUUUCUUCGUCCAUUCCGACGAGGCCGGUUUCUCUUCCAUCGUCGCCGACAAAUUUGAUGCCGAAGUCGAUAUUGAAGAAAAGAACGGAGACCGAGGUGAUUCCGUUGAACCAAUUCGGAAGACCCGUACCGCCAGAAAAACCAAUUCGCAAGUCCCUUCAGCCCGAAGAAACUCAAGUUCAGCAACCACCGCAACAGCAGACUGUAACGUUGAGAAAGAAAUCGUUGACCAGCAUACCGGACGAAGUUAAGGGUGCGGUGAUUUCCGAAUCGGACAUCGACAACUCGAAUGUUCUCUCCGCCGCGGAAGUAGCGAGGAACCGAAGGAGGCAGGUACGGCAAACCUCGUUGGAAGAAGAAGCCGAGGCUAAUAUGGCUGUGAUAAGUCAUUACACGGAAAUAGUCAAGCAACACUCUUCCGGACAAUCCGUCCAUCCACCGCUCUACCUGAAAAGGGAAGAUCUGGUCAAAGCAGCCCUGGUUGGCGAAAUUGAGUCACCGGUUGUGCAAAACGACACGAAGGUUUUACUGAAAGCGAAUGGUACCCUGAAGGACGUGGCAGCUAUGGAGGACGUGACAAGAAGGAGCAAAUCAAAUCUUCCCGAUAAAACGGAGACGCCAACGACGAAGCGAGAGGCGGUUAAAGAUGCCCGGAAAUCGGCGGAACGUGAAGACAGCGUCAAGGUCAGAAGAAACAGCGUCGCAUCGCGGGGCUCAACGCCAGCUAAAGAUUCGAAGGAUAUGACGAAGCGGGAGAGCCGUUCAUCUUCGAGGAAUGAAUCGGUAGCGGGUGUUCCUCACUCAAGGAACGUGUCGAGAGAGCGACGCCCUUCGAGACCAUCCUCAAGAACCGAAAACCGAGUCGCGCCACAGGAAAAAUCGGUGCAACAACGCGGCCGACUGCCAUCGAGGUCGACGUCAGAGGACAUUCGAUCGUCGAGAGAUAAGUCGUUGGAAAAACGAAAGUCCAGUCGACCAAAUUCCAGGUCUAGUUCAAGGGAUCGCUUCCGUCCUGAGACCCCGACCGAGGUGAAAAUGGAGCGUCUUCAUCAGGCGUUGGGGAGUCGAAAAUACAGGCCAACUAGACAGUACUCGGACACUGUAGCCGAGCUGAAUGCCGACGCUGAGAGAAAGGUGAAGUCGACGAUGAGUUACGUUACUGAUCUUACCCUGCUCGCUGCUGCCAUUUACGUUUACUUUCUAAAGAGUGAAAUCCUCGCCUUACCAUUCAUCGGACUUCUUCUCUAUCGCCAAAUCCAGGAAGAGAUUCACAGGUGGCUACCCAAGUGGUGGAAACACCGGGAAUAAGAUGAAUAUAUCUACGCAUGUACAGUUGAAAAACUAACGAUUAUUUAUCUCGAACAACUGUAUUACCACGAAAGACACUCAUAUAUAAUACAUGUAUAUUUAUUUAAAAGUAAAUGAAAAAUUCAUAUUUAUUAUGUAUACAAGCCUGCGCAUAACUGUAAUAUUGCAACUUAUAGUUUGUUAAAUUUAUUCAUUUAUUAUAUUACGUUAAUGAUUAUAAUUAUCAAACGCCGAAUAGUUCUAAAUACUACCAUGUAAAUAAUUAUAAGAGAUUAAUUUAAGCUGAAAA
Messenger RNA from Diprion similis, 4696 nucleotides. RefSeq names its product muscle M-line assembly protein unc-89 (gene MnM). Bases 169 to 4407 code for a protein of 1412 amino acids. The transcript is spliced from 9 exons. NCBI's taxonomy places the organism in Eukaryota, Metazoa, Arthropoda, Insecta, Hymenoptera, Diprionidae. Gene Ontology annotation, molecular function: protein binding. The record is from RefSeq and is a predicted model, not a curated record.